Molecule: messenger RNA, 6269 nt
Organism: Choloepus didactylus (southern two-toed sloth)
Lineage: Eukaryota; Metazoa; Chordata; Mammalia; Pilosa; Megalonychidae
Gene: RUFY2
Product: RUN and FYVE domain containing 2
Exons: 17
Coding region: 296-2290 (664 amino acids)
Cellular component (GO): cytoplasm
Molecular function (GO): metal ion binding
Source: RefSeq, a predicted model, not a curated record
UCUGCGUCCUGGGCUAAAGGCCCCCGUUGGGCCGGGAGGACUGAGGAACACUGAAGCAGCUGGGGCGCAACUGGGGCUCGAACCUGGGUCUCGGGCCGACGGGGGCUGCCAGGGACUCGGGGUCGCCCGGGGUCGUCAUGGCAACAGGCGUCCGCCACCUAGUUCCUUCCCGCCCGCCCCGCCUCCUUUCGGGGGCCUAGUGGCCGCAGGCUUGUGGUGCGACGGGUUCCAGGAAGGAAGGACAGGCCAGGCCGGAGUGCGGCUUUGGGGUCAGGAGAAGAGUCGGGGAGGAGCUAUGACUUUUCAGGUUUGGGGAUGGCGUAGGGAAGACAUGUCUCGGGCUCUGGCCUGGGCGCCUGACGCCGAGGACGGAGAGGGGGAGCAGUUUCCGUGCACGAUCCUGGCUGCAAAAGACCCCACAGCUGUAGAGAGAGCAAACUUGUUAAAUAUGGCUAAACUGAGUAUCAAAGGACUCAUUGAAUCUGCUCUAAGUUUUGGACGCACUUUGGAUUCAGACUAUCCCCCCUUGCAGCAGUUCUUUGUUGUUAUGGAACAUUGUCUGAAACACGGUCUUAAAGUAAGAAAAUCAUUUUUGAGUUAUAACAAAACCAUUUGGGGCCCUUUGGAACUGGUGGAGAAGCUGUACCCAGAAGCAGAGGAAAUAGGAGCCAGUGUCCGGGAUUUACCCGGUCUUAAGACUCCCCUGGGUCGUGCAAGAGCAUGGCUUAGAUUAGCCCUUAUGCAAAAAAAAAUGGCUGAUUACCUGCGUUGCUUAAUUAUCCAAAGGGAUCUCUUGAGUGAAUUCUAUGAGUGUCAUGCACUAAUGAUGGAAGAAGAAGGAGCAGUAAUUGUUGGGCUGCUGGUUGGGCUGAAUGUGAUAGAUGCUAAUCUGUGUGUAAAGGGAGAGGAUUUAGACUCACAAGUUGGAGUGAUUGAUUUUUCCAUGUAUUUAAAGAAUGAAGAAGAUAUUGGAAAUAAAGAAAGGAAUGUUCAGAUUGCUGCCAUCUUAGAUCAGAAGAAUUACGUUGAAGAGUUAAAUAGACAACUGAACAGCACAGUCAGCAGCCUCCAUUCAAGAGUUGAUUCAUUAGAAAAGUCAAAUACUAAGCUGAUUGAAGAGUUAGCAAUUGCAAAGAAUAAUAUCAUUAAACUCCAAGAAGAAAAUCAUCAACUACGAAAUGAAAAUAAAUUGAUUUUAAUGAAAACACAGCAGCACCUAGAGGUUACCAAAGUGGAUGUGGAAACUGAACUUCAAACAUAUAAGCAAUCUCGGCAGGGACUGGAUGAAAUGUACAAUGAAGCCAGAAGGCAGCUUCGAGAUGAAUCUCAGUUACGACAGGAUGUGGAGAAUGAGCUAGCAGUACAAGUUAGUAUGAAACAUGAAAUUGAACUUGCCAUGAAAUUGUUGGAGAAAGAUAUCCACGAGAAACAAGAUACUCUAAUAGGCCUUCGACAACAAUUAGAGGAAGUUAAAGCGAUUAACAUAGAGAUGUAUCAAAAAAUGCAGGGUUCUGAAGAUUGCUUAAAAGAAAAAAAUGAAAUAAUUGCCCAACUAGAAGAAAAAACCAAUAAAAUUACUGCAGCUAUGAAGCAGCUGGAACAAAGAUUGCAGCAAGCAGAGAAGGCGCAGAUGGAAGCUGAAGAUGAGGACGAGAAAUAUCUACAAGAAUGUUUGAAUAAAUCUGACGGUCUGCAGAAACAGAUCUCUCAAAAGGAGAAACAGCUGUUGCAACUGGAAACUGAUUUGAAGAUUGAAAAGGAAUGGAGGCAGACUUUGCAGGAAGAUCUUCAAAAGGAAAAAGAUGUCUUAUCUCAUCUUAGAAAUGAGACCCAACAAAUCACUAGUCUUAAAAAAGAGUUCCUUAACAUACAGGAUGAAAAUCAACAGUUGAAAAGAAAAUACCGUGAUCAAGAACAAGCCCUUCAAGAACUUGGCAACAAGCUUAGCGAAUCAAAACUUAAAAUAGAAGAUAUAAAAGAAGCCAACAAAGCAUUACAGGGACUAGUUUGGUUGAAAGACAAGGAAGCAACACAUUGCAAACUUUGUGAAAAGGAAUUUUCACUCUCUAAAAGAAAGGUAAGGAAGAUAGGAAAUGACUCCAAGAGUUUUAGUGCAAGACAGGCUUCUAAUUUUAUUCAUAUUUUUUCUUUGAUUUUUUUCCCCAUUUUAUUAAGCACCACUGUAGAAACUGUGGGGAAAUUUUCUGUAAUGCCUGCUCUGACAACGAACUGCCUUUGCCUUCUUCACCAAAGCCAGUACGAGUCUGUGAUUCCUGUCAUGCAUUGCUGAUUCAAAGAUGCUCAUCUAACUUGCCCUAAGACUCCAGAACUAAAUCCUUAUGUAUGAAGUAUGUAUGAUGAAUGUUAAGCCUGAGCGUGUAUACAAGGUAUCCAGACAGCCCUUCUUAAUUAAGCAGCUAUGUCACUAUUGGUACCAGUUUAUCUUCCAGAUAUUCAAACUCAUGGGAAUUAUAAUUGUAUAAUUUGAUAUUUCCUUUCCUGUCAUUCAAAAAAAUCUCAUCAGGGCAUGCUUUCAGAGAAAAUAACUUUAGCCUAAUUCAUAAUGGAUGUGAUAAUCAUGUAACCCUUCAAUCUAUUAAAAGGCCAGAUAGCAUAGCUAAUACAGAUUUGCCUUAUCUUGUAAAGGCCUUCUUAAAAAUAAGGCUUCAGAUUGUUUUAUUCUUCCAGACUGUCAAGUUGAUAUUUGAUGGUGCCUCUAAUUUUCUUAAUGCACUUUAAAGCUUCAUGGUCCUCCAAGGAUUGGAAAUGUAUAAAAUGUUUUAGAAGUUAUUAAUAUUCCACCUCAAGUUUUUGUUAGCUUGAUAAGAUUUCAGCUUAACUAUAUUUGUCCUUUCUCCUUCCUUUCCCCCUUUUGCAUUAGAAAAGGCCAAUAUUUUACUCUUAUAUUUCCUUUUGGUCUUUUCCUCCCUCUAGAAUUACUGUUGUGCUGGCUGAUACCUUUCAGAUACAGAAGGUUAAAGGGGCAUUCAUAUUUGGCCUCAAUUUUUUCCUUCUAAUCUUUAAAGGAAAGACAUAGCCAUCAUUCUUUUACCUUAUGUUACUGCAGACGUUUCAUGUUACCUGCCUUACUAAAAGAUAAUUCUCUUUAGAAGUAGGGGCCUCAGACACCAUUUGAGAAAGAUUGAAAGCAUAAGCCUCUCCCUAGACAUGUGUGUAGUAUUAGGACAUUGUAGCCUCCCAAUAAAUUCUCUAACCAUUGAAGUGAAGAGAAAUCUAAAAUGCAGUUAAACUUUUGCCUUUGAUGUCACAGACUUGAUUAGUUCAAUAUAUUUUGUAUUAACUUUCUUUCCAUUCCAGUAACCUCUAGCAAGCAUUGCAUUGUAGUAGACCAUCACCACAAUCUAUGUCCACAGUAAAACCUCAACAGGAAUACUGAGCAACUAUGUGAGCAACUUGAGCAACUCAAGAUGUGAUCUCUGCCCUACCGUGAAAUGCUUACUUGAACUAUUUCAAACAUGUAAGAUUCAAUAAACACUAACCUAGUUACACUACUUACAGCACACCAAGAAUUUAUCUGUAAAAAUAGUUAACCCUGUAUAAUCACUUGUAGAAACCCUACUUUACCAAUUUAUUUUUUGAUUUUUUUAAUUAACCUUGCUUUUCAGCCAUGUACUUUAAGCCUGGGAGCCUUUCAGAAAUGUUUUAUACGAAUCUUAGUUUACUCCUGGUAGCAUAACCUUUAGUAGUCAGUCAUGGACUCCCUCCUACUCCUAAGAUGGGAUCACUUGUAUUCUGUAGGAUCUUCUCAAGAAUACCUACUUUCAUUUAGGUUUAAAAUCAUUUAAUGUAAUUUUCUAAAUUUCCAAAGUAUGAAACGAUUAUUUUACUUGAAGAUCUGUUUUCCUAUAAUCCACAAAUUCCCUGUCUUUUGAGUUCUUCAUUUAGAAUUGAAAUACAGUUUUUAGGUGGUCUUUUCUUGAAUGCUGAUAGAAGACAUGAACUAUAUUUUUCAGUUGUUCUUGUAUUGAUGGAUUUUUAUGAUUGGCAAAAUUGAUAAGCCUGAGAAUCUUCAGUGUUUUUAUUACUGUGCUUUGCACAAAUUAAAAAAUGUGACUCACCAAUUAAGUUGCUUUAAUUCACUACCUUUUAAAUUCUUUGCCAUUCAAAUCAACUACGACUUUUUUUGGGGUGGGUGCUGCGACAGGUUUUACAACAGCAAUUCAAGUGUGUUAUGUUUAGUUUUGGCUCUUUAAAAUCUAAUUUUGUAUUUUUCUGUUACAACUUUCACAACUUGUAUUUUGUGAUUGUGAACCUAACACUACUUUUACUUUUCAAGAUUUGCUGUCACAGAAAGGAAAUAUUUUAUCUUAUUAGAUUUCACAUACCAUUCCCUCACCUAGCCAGUACUACCACAGUAAUGCUAUCAUGUGCCAAGGAAUUGCAACUGUAACUUGUUACCCUCCAAUGUUUUUAAAAAUAUGAAUUUUAUAAACCAAAUAAAAAUUUGCAAAAUUAACCUGCUCUAAAAUUGGAGAACAAUGUUCAUUUGUAACAUUUUAUACAUUUUUAAUGCUUAAAAGCUUAAGGGUGUAAUCUUGGAGAAUAAAAAGGAUAUGAUCUUUUUAAGGAAGUGGUUAUGAGCAUUAAGAUGAGUAACUGCUUGAGUUGACUACAGGUGAUUACUGUAAGUUCCAAGUCUUUCAUGACUACCUUCCAACAACAGUAAUGCCCUUAGGAGUCACUUUAGGCUAAACAGAAUCUUUGAUUAGAAACCACAUGUAGUACACCUUCCACCAAUUUGAUUUUUAAUCCGUAACCAAACAGGAAGCAUGCUAGGACAGACACCAUACUAUUAUCUCCCACAUCAACAUUUAUUACGUUAACAUUACUAGCAAAAACAAAUUAACAAGUUCAAUAACUGAAUUCACAUUGACAGGUUUCAUUUUGAUCCAUUAGCCAAUUUGGAAAAAAGCCAUAUUGAUCAAAGGGAUUAAAAAUAAAAAGCACCUUUUCCUUGCUACAUAUAGUAUUUUUAACACAGUGGCUCCAAAAUUCCAAGCAGAUGUCAGAUGCAAAAAUCUUAACUGCAGGACUCUUUAAGACCAUGAAAUGGACGUGUCUCGCACAUUGUUUUUUGUCAUUGAUAGUUAUUUUGAAAUCAUAUGCUUUAAACUAUUGAGCAGGAAACUGAAAGUAACAUCUGUGAGAAGUAUACUCCACAGUAAACACCUCUGUACUUACACUAAAGUCUCAUGUUACUGGGAACCUUCACCUACAUUUUGAGGAGUUUCAACUAUCACUUUUUGGAAAAAAAUUUUUUGGUACUUCGAUCAGGUGCUGAGGGGAAUUUAUUCUAACCAACACCCCAUUCCCCAGGUAUCACAAGUAUGAUGAAUGUUCAAAAGUCCUGAUACAUUUUAGAUCAUCAACAUUUCAGAGCUGUGCCUGAUAAUAUGACACUUAAAGAAUGACUAAUACAGAAUAGCUGGAUUUAUAUUUCUGAAGCCAACUAAAUUCAUCUUUAAACUUUAUAUUUACAGUAUUGUCCAAUAAAAAUUAAAGGAGAAAGUUACACUAAUUAUUUUUCAAGCUCUAUUCCAGAUGUCUGUGUAAAGACUUGCAAUUUAUGCAGAAGUGUAUCACUACUGUCCUCUAAAAUUAGACUUACACUACUUCUUAUAGAGCUAAUAGUAAAAUACAUCAACCCAAAUCUUAUGAAGGCAGCACAUCCUUAGAACUGGUAUAUAAAAAGUAUCAACAUCAGUGGUUUGAAUAUAAAAAUUUAUUUUUAAGUCAAAGUAUGCAACAAAUAAAACCUACAGAAAACAUAUUUUCCCAUCACAAUCUGUUGCUUUACCAAAUAAUAUUUUGAAAACACAUUCCUUCAGUCAUUAUAAAGUUCUUAAAAUACAAAAGAAAUUAAAUCUGUAAGAAAGUCUAGUAGACCAGAUGCUGUUGUCAGGACUUGUAUGUUGGUGGUUAUAUUUUAGUACAUCCCACGCCAUCCACCUCCGCUCAUGCCGCCUUGCCCAUAGUAUCCUCCGCUGCCUCCACCACCACGGCCUUUAAAAAGAAAAGACAUUAAGAAUUGUUCAGCAGGAGGUAUCAGUAACAGUAUUGCAAAUAAUGUUUGUACUUAUAAUAACACAAUUUGCACCACCAGAGUGACCUGAGGUACUUACCAUAACCACCCAAUCCGUCGGGAGUACCAUAUCCUCCACUGUAACUGUUCCCCAUUCCCAUUCUUCCGACAGAUCCAUAACCUCCCUGGUUAUCUUUAAAAAUAAAAUAAAAAGUUUAAGAUUGAC